UCAUUCCUGAGCCACACGGAGAACUGGGACGACCUGGACCCGAGCACCGUCUUCACGCCGUUCCUGAACGUGAUCCGCGACAACGACACGCCCGGCCCAGUGACGGGGCUGGCGCUGGCCGCCGUCAACAAGCUGCUCUCCUACCACGUCAUCGACCCGAGCCUGGAGUCGGCGCCGGCCGUGAUGGAGAGUAUCGCCGACGCCGUCACCCACGCGCGGUUCGUCGGCACGGAGACGUCCUCUGACGAGGUGGUGCUCGUCAAGAUACUGCAGGUGCUGCGGACUCUGCUGAUGAUUCCGGCCGGCUUUCUGCUUUCCAACGAGUCCGUCUGCGAGAUCAUGCAGAGCUGCUUCCGGCUGUGCUUCGAGCCUCGUCUCAGCGAGCUGCUGCGGCGGUCCGCCGAGCACAUCCUGACCGACCUGACCCAGCUGCUGUUCACCCGGCUGGCGGACAUGGCUGAGGACGAACAGGCGUCCACCCUCUCGCGGAAGCUGAAGAUGCGCUCCGGCGGGCUGGACGGCCGCGGCAAGAAGAAGGGCAAGUUUCCGCGGCUCAAGUACCGCCGCCGCCAGGAGUCCAAGGACAGGUCCAGAGACGGCAAAGAGGGCAGCAGCGGGCCACGGAAGCCGGACAGCAUCCCGCUGGAGGCGACGGAGCCGCCGGCGGCGCCGACGGAAGAGCCGCUCGCCACGGAGGCGGCGCCGCCGGCCGCACCCGGCUCUGACGUCACCGGAUCAGAGUCGGCGGAGCCGGCACCCGGUACCGAGGGCGAGCCCGCCUGCUCUCUGGACGGCGCGGCCGGCUCCAGGGCCGCCUCCGAGCCGCCGGCCGACGAGGCCGACGACGAGCCGCGCGAGAACCCGCAGGGCGUCAAGUUCACCGGCAGGGGCAGGGGCGCCGGCCCGCUGGUGCCGUAUGGCCUGCCCUGCGUACGCGAGGUGCUCAACUUCUUCGCGUCGCUGACCAGCCCUUUGGACCGCAACAACUCGGACUUCAUGAUCCACUGUGGCCUCGGCCUUCUUGCCGUUGCCAUGGAGACGGGCGCCGAGCACAUGGCUCGCCUGCCGUCUCUCAUCGCUCUGGUUCGGGACGACAUCUGCCGUAACCUGUUCUCGCUGCUGAACUCGGAGCGGCUCUCCAUCUUCUCCGCCUCGCUGCGCGUCUGUCUGCUGCUGUUCGAGUCGCUGCGCGCCCAGACCAAGUUCCAGCUGGAGAUGUACAUCACGCGACUCACCGAUAUCGUCGUCUCCGAGAACCCACGCACCGCUUACGAGCAGAAGGAGAUGGCGCUCGACGCGCUGGUCCAGCUGUGGAAGAUCCCCGGCCUGGUGACGGAGCUCUACCUCAACUACGACUGCGACCCCUACUGCUCCAACCUGUUCGAAGACGUCACGAAGCUGCUGUCCAAGAACGCGUUCCCCGUGCAGGGCCUGUACUCGACCCACCUGCUGUCGCUGGACGCGCUGCUGACCGUGGUGGACUCGAUCGAGCAUCAGUGCCACACGCGGAUACACUCGGAGCGGCGAGAGCGAGCAGAGGCGCACCCAGGCGAGGCGGCGGCGGCGACGGCCAGCCCCGCCCCCGGUUACGACUAUCCGGCGUCCGGCUAUCUGAUUGGCUGCAGCCAGCAACGGGCGCCGCCCACCGCUGACGCGGCGGCCGGCCAUUGGUCGGGCCGCCGCGCACCGUCCGACCAGGAGGUGCCUACGCACGAGGAACUCAUGGCCGUCAAGCACCGCAAGAAGCUGCUGUCGUCCGGCACGGAGCACUUCAACGUCAAGCCGGCCAAGGGCAUCCAGUUUCUGCAGGAUAACGGCCUGCUCUCGACGCCGCUGGUGCCCACCGAGGUGGUCACGUUCAUCAAGGAGAACCCUCGCCUGGACAAGAAGAUGAUUGGAGAGUACAUCAGCAAGCGAAAUAACCUGGCCGUGCUCGACGCGUUUGUCAAGUCGUUUGACUUUGGCGGCCUGCGGGUGGACGAGUCGCUGCGGCUGUACCUGGAGACGUUCCGCCUGCCGGGAGAGGCGCCCGUCAUCUCGCUGCUCAUGGAGCACUUCGCCGACCACUGGCACAAAUCUAACGACGAGCCGUUCGCCAACGCCGACGCCGCCUUCACGUUGGCGUACGCCAUAAUGCUGAACGUGGACCAGCACAACCACAACGUGCGGAGAAACACGGUGCCCAUGACGCGCGAGGACUUCAAGCGCAACCUCAAGAAGGUCAACGGCGGCAGCGACUUCAACCAGGAGAUGCUGGACGAGAUCUACAGCCAUCAAGUGAGCGCGGGGUUGGUGGAGGGGGCGGGGGAAGGGGAUGUGGCGUGA
Messenger RNA from Pollicipes pollicipes, 2325 nucleotides. Its product is annotated as Golgi-specific brefeldin A-resistance guanine nucleotide exchange factor 1-like. Gene Ontology annotation, molecular function: guanyl-nucleotide exchange factor activity. Gene Ontology annotation, biological process: regulation of ARF protein signal transduction. Lineage: Eukaryota; Metazoa; Arthropoda; Thecostraca; Pollicipedomorpha; Pollicipedidae. The record is from RefSeq and is a predicted model, not a curated record.